Molecule: messenger RNA, 963 nt
Organism: Pundamilia nyererei
Lineage: Eukaryota; Metazoa; Chordata; Actinopteri; Cichliformes; Cichlidae
Product: sialoadhesin-like
Exons: 4
Coding region: 265-963 (232 amino acids)
Source: RefSeq, a predicted model, not a curated record
UUCCUCUCACCCUUUUGAGGUACCUCAGUUCUCCAGCAGGUGAAAGGCUUCAGCAUUAGAGUACCCAAAACAGUUGUUGCUGAUGAAGGAACCUGUGUUGUGGUGCCAUGUCAGACAGAACCUUACAAUCGAGUCAUCUGGUACCAGUAUCAUAAUCUAAAGUAUCCUGUUGUUUAUGAUGGAGUUAAUUCUUAUAACGUGGAACAGCAGUUCAGAGGACGCACCAAAGUAUCUGGCAACGCUGCAGAGGGAAACUGCACCCUGAUGAUUGACAAUGUGAGCACAGCUGACCAUAACCUACGUGUUUAUGUGUGGAUCAAUCCAGACUCUCAGACAACUCAGACAUUCCAUGAUCAAACUGUAACUAUCAGUGUUGAAAGAAAAGCUCCCAUAAUCUACAUACAGAAGAAAAUGGUGGAAGGGGAGAAUUUCCAGGCCAACUGCAGCAUAAUCUACUCUUGCCCUUUCUUACCUCCAUCCCUUCAAUGGAACGCAAACACACUUCUGGAAAACUACACUUUUGUGGAUUUCCACAUGGAAGUGCAUGGCCAGUGGUUCUACCAAAAGACACUGCGAGGAGUAGCAACAUAUCUGAUGCAUAACAGGAGGAUUCGCUGUUCGGCUAAGUUUAAAACCUUUACCAUGGGAAGUGAAAUGAAACUCAACAUUUUAUAUAAGCCUAUCACUGUUACAGUGAAAAAGGAAAAGAAAGUUGUGGUGGAAGGUGACAGCAUCAACAUUGAGUGUGUUGCUAAUAGUAACCCCCCACCACACAAAUACUUAUGGUUUAUAAGACAAUUAGACCAGCACAAGAUCAAAAAUUCAACUCAGAGUACGAAGCAUUUCAACAACAUUGCACGAGAUACAUCUCUGUCCUGCAUGGCUCAAAAUGCUUUUGGAGUGCAACAGUCUGUCUGGGUGGAUCUGGAUGUUCAGUUUAAGGACUGCUUCGAUGUAAUUUGA